Molecule: messenger RNA, 3294 nt
Organism: Condylostylus longicornis
Lineage: Eukaryota; Metazoa; Arthropoda; Insecta; Diptera; Dolichopodidae
Gene: Sap-r
Product: prosaposin
Exons: 1
Coding region: 187-3183 (998 amino acids)
Biological process (GO): sphingolipid metabolic process
Cellular component (GO): lysosome
Source: RefSeq, a predicted model, not a curated record
AAAUUUGUGAUUCUGUAAAAUAAAUUUAGACAAAGAAUUUGGUUCAUAUAAUUACGAAGCUUACGAAAGAAAGAUCUUUUUUUAUCAAUAGUUCAGAAUAAAUAAUUAAAUAAUUUGAUUAUUAGUCAGUGAAGAUAAGAAAAAGUCAUCUUAAUUAAGAACAAAGAAUUGAGUUUAAGAAAAAAAAUGAAAUCACUGUGCUUCGUAGUAGGCACUUUUUUGAUUGGAUUUGCGUUUUUAUCGCAAGUUCAAGGCAGAGGUUUGAUAGGUAGCUCACAAUGUACUUGGGGACCAUCAUAUUGGUGUUAUAAUAUAACUAACGCGAAAAAUUGUAAUGCAGUCCGCCAUUGUAUUCAAACAGUUUGGGAAAAACAAACGGUUUCGGAAGAUAAUGACUCAAUAUGCAAAAUAUGUCUUGAUAUGGUAAAACAAGCCAGAGAUCAGUUAGAAAGUAAUGAAACGCAAAGUGAUAUAAAAGAAGUGUUCGAAGGUUCAUGUAAUUUAAUACCAUUAAAACCAGUUCGAAAAGAAUGUAUAAAAUUUGUAGAUAAUUUUGCUCCAGAAUUAGUAGAAGCUCUUGCUUCUCAAAUGAAUCCACAAGUUGUGUGUUCAGUAGCAGGAUUAUGUAACAAUGCAAACAUAGACAAAAUGCUUGAAGAGAUGGUUACAGAAAGACCUGAAGAAUUCGUUUCAACUGUAAAACCAACAAUGAUAGUUAGAAAGCAAAGUUUAUCAUGUGAUGAAUGUUCGAAGGUUGCUGACAUUAUAGUUCAAAAGUUCCAAAAGAUUAGUCGUGAUGAUUUCUUAGAACACAUGCUACAUGCUUGUGGUUUAUUUAAUUCAUUUUCAGAUGCUUGCGCUUAUGUUGCAAUUACCAACUUUGAAACAAUUUAUGCACAAAUUCAAAAAGAUAUUAGUGUAAAGAAUAUUUGCCAUUUAAGUGGAGUUUGCGCUGUAUCAUAUUAUCAUCAGCAUGAAGAUAAUGUUGGAGAAAUUGACGUUAGACCACUGUCUUCAAUUGGAGUUGUGCCUCAUGAUUCUGUAGAAAAAUUAAAUGAUGAUGAUGUUGCUUGUGAAUUAUGCGAACAAUUAAUACGACAUAUGAGGGAUGUUUUAACAGCAAAUACUACCGUUUCAGAAUUUAAACAAGUUUUAGAAGGAAUUUGUAAACAAACAAAAAAAUUCAAAGAUGAAUGUUUAAGCAUUGUUGAUCAAUAUUACGAUGUAAUUUAUAACACAUUAGUAAAUGAUUUGGAUCCAAAUGGAGCUUGUUUCAUGAUUGGCGUUUGCAAAAAGGGGUCACCUACUUUGGAUUUCACAAAUCGCCCGAUAAUGCCGUUAUUACCGUCAUCACUUCCAUCUAAAUAUCAAAGAGAAACAAAACCAAAGAAAUUACUUGGUGCAGAUGAGCCAGUUUUCCUAAAAGAAGAAAUUCAAGCUAUGCAAUUACCAAUAGAUAAAUUAAUGGGUGCACCUAACGCUGCCGAUUUAAUUGAAAAUGGGGAAUUAUGUACUUUCUGCGAGUACUUUUUACAUUUUGUUCAAGAAGCUUUAUCGACACCCUCAAAUGAAGACAAAAUUAAGAAAAUUGUUGGUAAUACUUGCGAUAAAUUACCAGGUGCAGUCCAAAAUGAAUGCCACAAUUUUGUUGAUAUGUAUGGUGACGCGGUCAUCGCUUUAUUGAUACAAGGUAUUGAUCCCAGUCAAAUAUGUCCAGAAAUUAAAUUAUGCCCAAAAAAUGUAAAAGACAUGGAAGUUAUAUUGCCAAAUCCUGUUGAAGUAAAUCACGAGGUAGAAAAUAAUAAACCAACAUGCCCAUUAUGCUUAUUUGCAGUUACCGAAGCCAAACAACUGAUAAGUGAUAACAGAACAGAGGAACAUGUGCAAGAUGUUUUAAAUAAUUUAUGUUCGCAUAUGAAGAAAAAUUUGAAACAGGAGUGCCUUGAUUUCGUGAAAACUUAUUCAAAAGAUUUAAUUGAAAAAUUACUUAGCAAUGUGACACCACAAGAAAUUUGUGAAUACCUUAAACUUUGUCAGGAUAUUGAAGAAACAAUUGAUAUACAAAUAAUUGAUAAUUCUGAUCAUGAAAUUCAAACAAACGAAAUAUUAGAUAAAACCAUAGGUGGUAUCGAUUACAGUUAUAACAUAGGAAACAUCGAAUGUACGUUAUGCAAAAAAAUUGUAAAACGAGCUGAAUCUGAACUAGUCAAUACAAAUAAAACCAAAGAAGAUAUUAUUAAAGCUUUAGAAAAAGCAUGUGAACAAAUACAUCAAAUUAAAAAAGAAUGUCCAAACUAUAUAAAUAAGUUUGGAAAUAAAAUUGCUGAUUUAAUUUUAGAAGAAUUGGCACCUGAGGAAAUUUGCCGACAAAUGUUACUUUGUUCAACCGAAGAAGAUUCAAAUAUAGAUUCUUCAUUGAAUGUUGAAAUUGUAUCGAAAGCAAUUGAAUAUGAUGAUCAAUCAUCUCCAUUGAAUGGUGGCCAAGAAUGCGUUUUAUGUGAAUUUAUCAUGGCUAAAUUAGAAAAUGAAUUAAAAAAUAAAAAAACUCAAGAUGAAAUAAAAACGACUGUUCAUAAUAUAUGUAAAAAAAUGCCAAAAACUGUUGCAUCAAAUUGUGAUAAAUUCAUUGACAAAUAUAGUGAUUUAAUAAUUGCACUUAUUGAUACUAUGCCACCAAAAGAAAUAUGUACAAGAAUAAAUCUUUGUUUUUCACAUGAAUUUCAUGUUGACGCAAUUGAAGAAAUUACAGAAUGUGGUGUUUGCCAUGGUACUGUAUUAGCUUUAUAUCCAUUAAUUAAAGAAAAUUCUGAUAUGAAUGAAGAAGAUAUUAUUAUUGAAGCUUGCAAUGAAAUUCCAGCAAAAUAUUAUGGAAAAUGUUCAGAUUUGAUUGCAUAUUAUGGUGAAAGCAUUUUCAAUUUAAUUAAACGUAAUACUGAUCUUUCAAUAAUUUGUCAAAAUAUUGGUAAAUGUUACGUAGAUGAAAAACCAUUACAAUCUUAUCAUAAAAUUGGUGGUAAUAUUAUGAAAAAUCGUAAGAAACGUUCAACAAAUGAAAAUACAAUUGUUGGGGCAAGUAGAUGUACAUGGGGACCAUCUUAUUGGUGUGCCAAUGAAAAGAAUGCAGAUGAAUGUAACUCUAGAUCAUGGUGUGUAGAGAAAAAAGCUGGAUUUGCUGCUGCUUAAAAACUCUAUAUUUUUCUUAUAUAUUUAAUCUUUCUCUUAUUUAGAAAGUACCUAUGCAUUCAUAUUUUUUUUUAUAUAUAUUUACUGAAUAUACUUUUAAUUUUUAAUUAA